Alligator sinensis (Chinese alligator) is the source of this 777-nucleotide messenger RNA. Its product is annotated as olfactory receptor 56-like. Gene Ontology annotation, biological process: G protein-coupled receptor signaling pathway. Gene Ontology annotation, cellular component: membrane. Gene Ontology annotation, molecular function: olfactory receptor activity; G protein-coupled receptor activity. The record is from RefSeq and is a predicted model, not a curated record. The transcript has a single exon. The annotation marks the transcript as partial. Lineage: Eukaryota; Metazoa; Chordata; Crocodylia; Alligatoridae.
ACUCCCAUGUACUUUUUCCUCAGGCAAUUGGCCUUCAUGGACAUGGGUCCAAGCCUAAUUGUUAUCCCCAAAAUGUCAAUGGAUUUUCUGAUCCUGGGCAACACUAUUUCUCUGGCACUUUGUGGGACUCAGAUUUUCCUGCUGCUAAUGAUGGGUGGAGCAGAGGGUCUCCUUCUGGCUGUCAUGUCUUAUGACAGAUAUGUUGCAAUUUGCAAUCCUUUUCAAUACCCCAUUCUCAUGAACAGGAAAAUGUGCAUGAGCCUGGCAGCUGCUGUCUGGGUUUGUGCAACAGCGAACGCCUCAAUCCAUACAGCUUAUACUAUGCAUCUGCCCUACUGUGGUUCAAAAGACAUUGAUCACUUCUUCUGUGAGGUCCCCGCCCUGCUGAAACUGUCCUGCUCUGACACCUCCAUAUACGAGACCCUGGUGUUCAUGAGUAGCAUUGUCCUGCUCCUCAUCCCUUUUUCCAUCAUACUAGCCUCUUACACUUGUAUCCUCUCUACAGUCCUGAGGAUGAAGUCAGCCAGAGGACAGCAGAAAGCCCUGGCCACUUGUUCCUCACAUCUGACUAUGGUGGGGCUGUACUAUGGGGCAACUAUCUUCAUGUACAUCAGACCCAACACUUGCCACUCUCCAGAGCAAGACAAGAUGGUUGCUGUGUUUUACACUGUUGUCACCCCAGUUCUGAAUCCCGUCAUAUACAGCCUGAGAAACAGGGAUGUCCUACGAGCCUUACUAAAGCUGGCUGGAAAAUGCAGAGUCCUCCACCACAACUGA